Pimephales promelas (fathead minnow) is the source of this 2129-nucleotide messenger RNA. Lineage: Eukaryota; Metazoa; Chordata; Actinopteri; Cypriniformes; Leuciscidae. The record is from RefSeq and is a predicted model, not a curated record.
GGAAGAGCCACGCAAUGAGACCGCUAUUCUAACCCCAACCUCCGAUUCACACUCUUAAAUCCUCUUCGCAUGCGUUAGAUUCCCAAAUUAGGAAAAGGACGUAGUUUAAAUGUAGUUUUUUCCCCCCCUGAGACUCUUUAUACAGAUUUAAUUGCUUUUAUAAAGUUCUCAUGAAAUUGGCUUCAGCACUGAGGAUGCAAAACAGAAUGACGGAACUUUCUACACGGAAAAGAAGCGCUUUGGAUGUUUUUGUGUAUUUGUGUUUUGUUUCGUUGGCUUAUUCCUUUAACAUUGACUUGCAACAUCCCCUGGUGUUUCGGGGACCAGAUGCGACGUUUUUUGGAUAUUCAGUCCUGGAGCACGUCCAUGACAACACACGCUGGAUUGUGGUUGGGGCUCCUAGAGCAAACUCGUCUUUCAGUAGUUCAGUUCAGUCACCCGGAGCCGUGUACAAGUGCCGGAUCCGCAACAACCCAGAGCAACGCUGCACUGAGAUGGACCUCGGCAGAGGAAAUAAGCAGAGGGAGUCCUGCGGGAAGACGUGUCAAGGCGACAGGAACAACGAGUGGAUGGGGGUCAGUCUCGCUCGACAGGACAAAACCAACGGCAAAAUUCUGGCCUGCGCUCACCGCUGGAAGAAUGUAUACUAUGAAUCGGAGUAUAUUCUUCCGCACGGAUACUGCUCCAUCAUCCCAGCCACUCUGCAGGGCAAAUCACAGCCGCUCAUACCGUGUUAUGAAGACCAUAAGAAGACCUAUGGGGAAGAACAUGGCUCGUGCCAAGCCGGGAUCGCAGGCGUUUUCACCGAGGAACUGGUUAUCAUGGGUGCACCUGGUUCUUACUACUGGACCGGAACAGUCAAAGUGUUUAACAUGACAUCCAAUACUCACUACAACCUUAAUCAAGACGACCUGAACCCUCAUAGAUACAGCUACCUUGGGUAUGCUGUGACUGCUGGUCACUUUUCCUCUCCAAAUACCAUAGAUGUGGCAGCUGGUGCACCUCAAGACAGUGGUGGUGGAAAAGUUUACGUCUUCAGAAUUGAGGGAGCAUCUCUUGUGAAGAUCUUUCAGGCCUCAGGGAAAAUGAUGGGCUCUUACUUUGGCUCCUCAUUGUGUGCAGUUGAUCUAAACGCGGACGGACUGUCGGACUUGCUCGUGGGAGCACCCAUGCACAGCAAAAUCCGGGAUGAAGGACAAGUUUCUGUUUACCUCAGCAGUGGUAAUGGAGUAAUGGAGGAGGUUGCGAUAUUGAACGGUGACAAUGCAUACAACGCUCAUUUUGGAGAGUGCAUCACGUCUCUUGGGGACAUUGAUGACGAUGGCUACCAAGAUGUUGCGAUUGGAGCUCCUGAAGAGGACGACUAUGGAGGAGCCGUUUACAUCUACCAUGGUGAUGCCACAGGAAUAGUUAACAAGUACUCAAUGAGAUUGUCUGGGCGAAGCAUCAACCCCACCCUCCAAAUGUUCGGCCAGUCAAUUUCCGGCAAUGUGGACAUGGAUGGAAACGGAUAUCCAGAUGUGACGAUAGGGGCGUUCAUGGCUGACAGUGUGGUUUUGUUAAGAUCCAGGCCGGUGAUCUCUGUGGACGUCUCCAUCUUUUUGCCUGCCUCAAUAAACAUCACAGUACCGCAGUGUCAUGAGGGCCCACAGCAUCUCAACUGCUUCAAUGUCACCAUCUGCAUGAGCUUUCGAGGAAAACAUGUACCUGGCCACAUAGAGUUGCUGUACAAUCUAACAGCAGAUGCAGAUAAGAGACACAAAGCUCUGCCGGCCCGGGUGUAUUUUGGAAACGGUGUUGAGCAGACCGGUGCUGUAAGUCAGCGUUUCAGCUUGGAAAUCAACCGACAGCAGUGCCAUCAGUACACGUCCUUUGUAAGGGUGAGUUUACUCAAAGAUAUCCCAGCGUACCUCAUGUCCCACAGGGGUUCUGGAAAGGAUUCGCCAGGAGGGGGCCAGUGUACUUCUGGUGGCCCCCGUUGGCCAACCAGGGUAUGGUUUGCGGACCUGAUUUCCCUUCUCGAGGGUCCUCCUCUGGAGAUUCCGGUCAGGAGGGACCUUCUGUCUCAAGCGGACGGGGGAUACUCCACCCCCGUCCGGAACUGUGGAGGUUGUGGGCUUGGCCUCUGA